This is a messenger RNA of Seriola dumerili (greater amberjack), 1972 nucleotides long. It is a transcript of the gene serpinh2, whose product is annotated as serpin H1-like. The record is from RefSeq and is a predicted model, not a curated record. The transcript is spliced from 5 exons. Gene Ontology annotation, cellular component: endoplasmic reticulum. Gene Ontology annotation, biological process: negative regulation of endopeptidase activity; collagen fibril organization. NCBI's taxonomy places the organism in Eukaryota, Metazoa, Chordata, Actinopteri, Carangiformes, Carangidae. The coding region runs from base 97 to 1365 and encodes 422 amino acids. Gene Ontology annotation, molecular function: serine-type endopeptidase inhibitor activity.
CUGAGCCCGGUCCCAGCCCCACUUCCUCUGGAGCACAGAGCUGAAAGGACAGCCGCGGAGCAGAGGGGAUAAACUUGAAUUAAAUAACGAUCUGCCAUGCUGCCCAGACUUCCUGUGUAUCUCCUCUUUUCUUUGCCAGUUCUCCUGGUGCAGGGCAGCACAACCAGUUCUUCCAAGAAUAGCACUGCUGCCCCACCGAGCCCUCCACCCCGCCCGCCUCCUCUUCUGGGUGACCCCACAUGGGCUCUGGGUCUGCGCCUGUACCAGGCCCUUCGCUCUGACUUGAGCUCAGUAAACACCCUGUUUUCACCUCUGCUUGUGGCCUCCUCACUCGGAGCGCUGGGUGGUGGUUCUGCAGGCACCACUGCCAGCCAGCUCCAAGACCUCCUUAAGACUCCUUCCCCUGCCAAGGCCGGAGCCCAGGCUGCGGAGCCUCUGUCCGGGGCAUUGAAGAGCUUCACUGAAGCCAAUGUGACUACCUUUCACCUGCACACUUCCUCAGCUGUAUUUUCUAAGCAAGCCCCUGCGGUCAGUCAGGCCUUUGUGAAGGACAGCCAGGCCAGGUUCAGGCUGCAGCAUCGGCCACUGGGGAAGGGAGACUCUAAGGCUGACCUGAAGCAGCUCCAUAGCUGGGCGAAAGCCGGGCUUGGUGGACUGGAAGGAGCUCCUUUGGAGGCAAAAAUCCAGGCUAAGGCCGGAGCCUUGAUACUGGCCAAUGCCCUGCAUUUUAAAGGGCUGUGGGAGAGAGAGUUCAGCGGAGAGAGCGCAGAUCGUCGUACCUUCUUGGGGAAGAAAUACACCAAAGUGAUGAUGAUGCACAGAGCAGGUUUGUACCGUCACCAUGAAGACGUGGAAAACAUGGUGCAGGUUGUGGAGGCGCCUCUGUGGGGAGGCAAGGUCAGCCUGGUGCUCCUGCUGCCCUUCCACGUUGAGAAUCUGGCCAGGCUGGACAAGCUGCUGACCCUGGAACUGCUGUCCAAGUGGCUGGAGAAGACCAAUAUUACCAGUGUGGCCAUCUCGCUGCCCAAAGCCAACAUCACCAGCACAUUAAGUCUGCAGAAACAGUUGUCUGCUCUGGGCUUGACUGACGCCUGGGACCAGAAGGUGGCCGAUUUCUCCGGUGUGUCUGGCAAGAGCAAAGGGAAGCUUCAUCUGGGUGGCGUCCUCCACUGGGCUUCCCUCGAGCUGGCUGCUCAGGCUGGGAGAGGAGAGUCAGACCUAGAGGAGGAGAAGGUAGAAAAGCCCAAGCUGUUCUACGCAGAUCACCCCUUCAUCAUCUUUGUAAGAGACAACGCUACCGGAGCCUUGUUGCUGAUGGGAGCUCUGGACCACGCAGAGGGAGAGGCCCUCCAUGAUGAACUGUAACACCCGCCAACAUAUGUCCUUUAUUCCUGUCUUUUUUUUUUUUUUGUCUCUGUCUCUUACACUCCUGCUCUCAAAGACAGCGCACCGGUAUCUAAGUCGAGACAUUGUCAUUCACUAUGGCACACUAUCAUAUCAGACUAUGUCUGGCUGUCAUACAUUGACACUGCAUAGUCUCACACUGACUGACACUGACACUGCCAUACCCGACACCUACACAGUCACACACACAGCGACACCUACCUUGCAUACAGAAAUGAAAAUACUGUAUAAGGAAAUACUAAAGUUGACGGUUACAGCAAAAGUACUAACUUAAAAAAACUCCCUGCUUUUUGUCUCUCCCACGCAUGCACACACACACACACACACACACGCACACACACACAUUCAAGGCCUCAAUGAUCAAGUCAACACAAAACAAAAUGACAAACAAGAGUGCACUGACAACACUAACAUGCUGACAAGCAGAAGUGGUUACACUGACACAACACUUACAGCAGCAUCAACAAAGAACUUUAACGAACAGAGGCUCACAGUGACACUUGAAUCCCUCGCUGUCAGGCAAACACUGGGGUAGGUGAGUGUGUGUGUGUGUGUGUGUGUGUGUGUG